Mesorhabditis belari is the source of this 927-nucleotide messenger RNA. Lineage: Eukaryota; Metazoa; Nematoda; Chromadorea; Rhabditida; Rhabditidae. The record is from the annotation of a GenBank genome assembly.
AUGUUCUCGGGAAUUCCCAGCGUUUAUGAGUCUCAUCUUUUGGAGUGCCGUGGGCUCUCUUUUGUGAAUACCGUUCACCGGGGACCAUGGUGCUCCCGGUUGUACACGCCGCCGAUUGUCGCUGAAUUCCUCCGCGAGGUCUCUCUCGAGCUCAACGCUGGGGAAAUCGCUGGAAUCUGCGGGGUUUCCGGAUCUGGAAAAUCAACGCUUCUUAAUGUAAUCGCGGCGAAAGCUUGUGGAAGUAUCGGUGGCACUGUGCUUUUAAAUAAACAACUUUUGACAGCAUCUCGUUUCCGUAAAAUGUGCUCAUUUGUUGAUGUGCGAUUACUUUCAUUGCUGAACGAGUGGGAACUGCUGGGAUACGGUCAUGAAUGUGUGGGUGAUCUGUCGGAGAGUUCUCGUCGACGUCUCCUCCUUGCCAUCGCCACAGCCAAAGAUCCAGUUCUCAUCAUUGCCGAUGAUCCGAUUCGUCAUUUAGAGCCGUUAUCCGCCUAUCAACUCAUGCUUUGCUUGCAGUCCUUUGUGAAGCGACAUCGCCGAAUGGCGGUGAUCUCUCUGCGAGUGCCGAGAUCGGAUAUCGCUCAGCUACUCGAUCGCCUCACUCUUUUGUAUUAUGGAGAAUCUGUCUAUUCAGGUCAAACCAGCAAAUUACCUCUCUAUCUCCAUCAACUCGGCUUCAUUUGUCCGAUCGCCGAAAAUCCAGCUUCUUAUCUAAUUUCUCUUGUGACGGUGGAUCGUGAGAAUGCGACGCGUUUCACUGAGACUCAAGAACAAGCAAUCAAAUUGGUCGAGGCUUUUCGGAAUUACUUCCCGAUCAUUGGAAACACCCGUUCAAACCUUACCGAGCCGAUCGGCCUCUCGACGAGCGCUGCCUUGUGCAACGGAAGUCGACCAGGUCUAAUCAGUCAAUUGAAGAUCCUCAUGGGG